Bipolaris maydis ATCC 48331 is the source of this 858-nucleotide messenger RNA. RefSeq lists its product as uncharacterized. The record is from RefSeq and is a predicted model, not a curated record. Lineage: Eukaryota; Fungi; Ascomycota; Dothideomycetes; Pleosporales; Pleosporaceae.
UUCCAACAAUGGUUCCCGCAAUUUGCUCCGUAUUUCUCUCCGAUAUUGCGCGACAACUGUAGCGCAGAGUAUCAAGCAUUUCUGGGCGAGCCCAAUCUUUGGCCAAAUCACCGUAUCAACGACGUAGUGUCCUGUAUGCUGAACCACAUUGAUGAGAGUGGAAAAGCCCAGAUGGCAGCCGCGUCGGUGUUGCUAGGCAUUCUUCCCACCAUCCUCGGCAUGGUUGGAUCCAACAUAACCGAAGUCGGCCUUCUGGCAUUGCGGCAGCCAAUCCUUUCGAUUCUCCUGUCUCUUGGAGCCCCUGUUGUCUCGCCUAUCCGAUCCUUUGAAUACCGAAGCCCGGCCGAAAUGUUAAAGACUAAACCGGACGCCGUACAGGCAUUCACGAAAUGGCAGCAACAGAUUUACCUUGUAAAAUAUGUAAUCGCCGUAGCAGCAAUCGGAAACGUAGUUCAUGUCAUCUGGCAGCUCUGUGUAUAUUCCGUCUGCGUGUUCUCUGGAAGUACUUGGUGGCUGCCUGCACUCUGGGCUGGUGUUUCAGUCAUACCCCAUCUCCUGGGCGCUUAUGCAGUUAGAUUGAGACUUCGUGUUGUGCAACGCGAGUCACUCUUUGCUGCUAUUGUAGGCGAGUUUGAUUUCCGCAAAAACCAGACAAAGGUUAAGUGGGAUGAAUUUCCUGAGUCAAUAUGGUAUAUUGUAUUUUCUUGGAUGGCGUCAUUUCUUACGAUAUUGCAUCUUGUCAUGGGUACUGUGAUACUCUCAAGCGCCUUGUUCAUCAGCCCAUCUGAUGCAGUGGUUCUAUCAAUUCGCCUUCUUAGCUCAGCAGUUAUAUGUAGGAUACUCCUUAUGUUUGAGUUA